UUCUAAAGUAGUGCUCUGAAUUUUCUAUGAAAAGCGGUUUCUUUUAUUGAGUAAAUAAAUUACAACAAUGGCUGGUCAAGGGCAUCAGUUUCCCGGGAACUUCCAAGGCAAUGCUGCCGGCAUGAGAUCUGGUUUUGGCGGAGGACCCAUGAGCGGACAGAUGCAGUCUAUGCCAAAUCAGUUAGCAGGUGUGAUGGGUGGGCCGAUGGCUAACACAGGCGGUAUGGUGGGCAUGGGGAACCAAAUGGUGCCGCCUUAUGGAGCUACCAUGCAGAAUCAGAUGGGAAACAUGGGGAUGGGACCACAGGGUAUGGGCGUGGGAGUUACUGGAGGACCUGGUGCAGGCAUGGGACCACAGAAUGUUCAGCAAACAGGUGGCAUGCAGACUGUAGCAGUGUCGAGCAACACCGCGCCACCGCCUGCGCAGCCCCCUGCCGCUCAACCACCACAAAACAAGGAGUUUAACACUGCUUCGCUGUGCAAAUUUGGUCAAGAGACAGUGCAAGAUAUUGUGAGCAGAACUCAAGACGUAUUUCAGACACUAAAAGCCAUACAACCCCCAAAUGGUACACAUAACGGUGAAAAUGCCAGCAAUGAUAAGAAAGCAAAAAUGCAAGAACAGUUGCGCACAAUCAGACUGUUGUUCAAGAGGCUGCGGUUGAUCUAUGAGAAAUGUAACGAGACUUGCCAGGGCAUGGAGUACACCCACAUGGAAAGUCUGAUACCCUUGAAGGAUGAAGCUGAAAACAAGGCGUUGGACGAAAGACGGAACACUGAAUCAUACAGGCUAGCUUUGGAAGAAAAUAGAGAACUUACUGAGCAGGUGGUGCUGAAAAAUAAACAGCUGAAAGAAGUCAUAACUAACUUGAGGACUAUUAUAUGGGAGAUAAACGUUAUGUUGACCAUGAGAAGAUCCUAACUUACGUAACAAAUUAGCUGAAAAAAUCAUAGUAAAAGUACAUACUUAGUGGCUGUUUAUUCAUGGCCAAGAAAUAUGAGAAAGAGAAGAAAACAACUUGAUAAUUAUAAUCCUUUACGAACUGUAAUGUAUCAUUUUUAUAUGAAACUUUCUUGUAAAUAAGGUAUGUAAAGUAGGUUGUUUUGUAUUAUUUAUAAGUAAAAUAUAAGGAAAAGUAAUACUAAGAAUAAUUCCUAA
Molecule: messenger RNA, 1156 nt
Organism: Helicoverpa zea (corn earworm)
Lineage: Eukaryota; Metazoa; Arthropoda; Insecta; Lepidoptera; Noctuidae
Gene: MED30
Product: mediator of RNA polymerase II transcription subunit 30
Exons: 8
Coding region: 68-919 (283 amino acids)
Biological process (GO): positive regulation of DNA-templated transcription
Cellular component (GO): mediator complex
Molecular function (GO): transcription coregulator activity
Source: RefSeq, a predicted model, not a curated record